AUGAACCCUAACGAUAAUAUAUCGCAUUCAGGACAUCUUGAUGUGACUACAUAUACAGAUAAUUCAUCACCUGAACAUAAUUUGUAUGAGAAUUUUGGGGAUAAGAAGACAUUUUCAAUUCCAUCUUCAUCUUCUUCUCCAUAUAUGAGAACCCAAUACAAUAUGAUACAAUAUAAUAUAGAUGAUGAAUUAAAAACAGAACUUAACUAUCCAAAUGUCAUAUGCUCUAUUAGAUUUGAUGAAAAUACAUUAAAUUUUGAUCGUUCAAUGUUACCAAAUGUGCAUGUCACGAGCGUCAAGUUAUUUACUCUAUGCAAUCAACCACUUUUAUUUAGUUUUAGUACUAAUGAUUGUCGCAUUUAUUGUUAUUUAUUUGAUAAGGAAAAAAAUAAAUGGAUUAAUUAUGGUAGAAAAUCUAAUUUGGGUGGUGAUGAUAAAUUUAUUGAGGAUGAGAAUGGGGUUUCAUAUUGUUAUUCUGAUGGCAUUAAUUUUAAGAUUUAUCUUGACAAAGUAUCAUCUUCAAUAUCUAUUCCAAUCGAUCCAACUACUAAGCCAUCAAAUAUGGAUAUCGAAGUUACAUUAUUGUCCCCAAAUUUACCAUCUAAUGAUGCGAAUGGAGUCGAUGAAGUUGAUUCAAAUUUAACAAUAUAUAUUUUUCCAUCCAAUUUCAAUUAUACCCCUAAAAGAAAAUACGCCAUCUUUUCCUUCUCCAUUGAUCAAUAUAUCGAUUCAUUAAAAUAUCCUAGUAGUAUUGAUUUUAUGCAAUUCAAUGGUAAGACUAUUAAGUUUGACAAUAAAAAUUUGAAAUUACAUCCUAGUCCCUUAAAGGAUAUAAAUCUGUUUGUUUGUACUAGCAAUCAUCCGUUCUUACUCAUGUUUAUGACCCAAAAUCAGCGUAUAUAUUAUUAUACACUGGACGAAAACACCAAAUUAUGGUUAAAUUGUGCGUUAAAAUAUCAAGAUGAGGCGAUAGCACCACGAACGGAUCGUGCUGGUAAUAUUUAUUAUACAAUACUAGCUCCAAGCCUAAUCAACAAUGUAAAUGAAAUAAUUCAAGAAAAAUGCAGUGGAUGUUAUCAGGGAGAAUAUAAAAUCCCAGAAGAUCCAAUUAUACAAAUUUCAUUAAAUAUCCGUGAAAAUUUAACACAAGAAGAAGAAUCUUUAAUGCAGUCUGAAAAUUUGGAAGAUGAACUAAACAAACAAAGACCAAAUACAUCGAACAUGAUUAAAUCUACACUUAUACUUAAACCAUUAAAAACAAUGCAUUCUGAUGGGACAACAUUUACACUUUGUUUAUACCACACUGGAUUAUUUGACAAAUUUCAAUACCCCAAUAAAAUAAAUUCCAUGAUAUUUAAUGAUCAAUUAAUUAGAUUUGACAAAGCAGUCUUGAUUCACAACCCAUUAAGUUUCAUAAUGCUAUAUACUCAUCUUAAUAAGUAUCCACUGAUUAUAAUUAUGGUGACUGUUGACCGUCGUUAUUAUUAUUACGCUCGAGAUACUAGCUCGGAUAAGUGGAAAACUUACAAAUUAAAAUAUCCAUCAGAAAAAGCAGUGAUGAUAGAAGAAGAUGAUAAGACUAUAUAUUACAUUGGGGCUUUAUCGGGAAUAAUACGAGAUCUUGAAGAAACUAAAAAUAUGCCUCGUAAAGCCACGCUGAAAUUGCCAGGAAACACCUCAGAAAUUGAGCCUUUAAAAGUCAAUAUGACCGAAUUUAAAGAAUCGUUGGAUGAGAAUAGUUUAGAUAGGAACUAUAAGACGGGGGAUGAGUAUAAUUAUACAACAAUUAUGUUGAAUGUGGAUUCUAUCGGCGUUUCUGAUGUAAAUGAAAAUUUCUUAGUUUAUGUAUAUACUAUUGAUGAUUUUAUUGAAUUGAAAUACCCAAAUAAGAUAGAUUCUAUAGUGUUUAAUGGGAAUUCUCUUGUAUUUGACAAUGGAAUUUUAUAUUUAGACCCCAUUGAUGAAAUUCACUUGUAUACUUCUUACAAUCUAUAUCCUCUACUAAUUACAAUAAUGUUUGACGCUUAUUACUACUUUUAUACAUUAGACAACAGUACUAAUAAAUGGAAAAAUUAUAUUUUAAGGCGACAACCUUCACAUUUAGAAAUUCUCCCAGCCUUUGAUUUCAAUAAAAAUCCUUAUUAUAAUAAGUUUUAUAACGACAAUGUUGAGCUUUUGUUUGAGUUAGAUGCCUUAUUACCUAAAGAUUUAGACCGCGAUAUGCAAUCAGAAUCUAUUAAAGAUGAAAAACCACAUAUAGAAAUCAAUAUAAUAGAACAUACAAGACAGCAUAGUGAGGAUCUAUGUAAAAGGAUGCGUAAUGAGGAUACUAACUUCACUAAAAAAUCAAUGUUUGCAUUUCCAUCCAAUGAAGAAGAGAAGUAUAGCGAAACUGGUUACUUUUAUAUGAUCUCCUUUAUUCCCCCAGAGGAGCAUUCUAGAUUUUUGACAUCUCCAGUGAAAAUUAACACUAUUAGACUAGAAGACCAAAUAGCCGAAUUUGAUGAAACUGCCAUAUUACCUUUUCGGCGGACCACCUUUAUUAUGUUGUACACAUGCUUUCGAGGACAUAUAUUACUAAUUCGACUGGAUGCGGGUAUCUAUUCUUAUUUUUAUGCAUUGGAUUCAAAUAAAAAUAAAUGGACAAACUAUGAAUUAAAAGUACCUAAAGGCGGUGAAGCGCUAACUGACAUUAAUAAAGUAAAAUACUACCGGUCAAAAUCAAUUUUAUUUGAAAAAGAACUGGACAUCAUCUCGAAAAUUACAUGUGAUUCAACUUGCAAAUCAGAAAACCCAAACCGUCAAAGCAGUGUUUUGAUUGUCAACUUAAAAGUGAAUGAUGAUUUUUAUGAUAUAAUGCACUACCCCAUUCGUUCACUUUGGCGUCUAGCAUUACAGUUUUCCAAAUAUCUAAUUUUUUUAAUCUAUGUAUUAAUUAUGAUUGCGGCGCUAUCGGCAUGUUUCCUAUACAAACACUUUCGACGCGUAUAG
This is a messenger RNA of Babesia microti strain RI, 2991 nucleotides long. Its product is annotated as BMN2 family. The record is from RefSeq and is a predicted model, not a curated record. Bases 1 to 2991 code for a protein of 996 amino acids. The transcript has a single exon. NCBI's taxonomy places the organism in Eukaryota, Apicomplexa, Aconoidasida, Piroplasmida, Babesiidae.